Molecule: messenger RNA, 4771 nt
Organism: Hemibagrus wyckioides
Lineage: Eukaryota; Metazoa; Chordata; Actinopteri; Siluriformes; Bagridae
Product: ribonuclease inhibitor-like
Exons: 9
Coding region: 2589-3929 (446 amino acids)
Molecular function (GO): protein binding
Source: RefSeq, a predicted model, not a curated record
CUCUAACAUUAUAAAACACACUUAUUAUUUAUCUCAUAAUCAGAAUAAACACUAAGGGAUAAAUAUUUUAUUACUGUUAUUUUAAUUUAAUAUUUUAAUUAUUUUAUAACUGUAUGUUGUGGCAUUUCACUGUAAACUGAGUAACUCCAGGAUGUUAGAACAUCCAGUCAUGUUUCUUGGAUUUCUUUACAAAUGUAUAGAUAUAAUAAAUUGUUUAUCUGUGUGUGUGUGUGUGUGUGUGUGUGAAGAUCUUGUUGGAAUAUAAACUACUGUAUAAACUAAAUAUCCAGCAAGUCUCCAGACACACACACACGUGACACAUGUCUUCAUUUACAUUUACAUUUCUGGUAUUUGGCAGACGCUCUUAUCCAGAGCGACAUACAAAAGUGCUUUACGUCUCUAUCAUUGAAAACAUUCACACUGGUUCAGACUCAGGAGACCAUUAGCCUAAAAUUGGAUGUCUGUUUUUUUAAACAUAUAACAAUAUAUAAACAGGGGAAGAUAAGAGCUAGUUUAAGUGCUUCAGGAAAAGGUAGGUCUUCAGACGUCGUUUGAAGACAGCUGUGCGGACAUCUAGGGGAAGUUCAUUCCACCGCCUCGGUGCCAGAACAGAGAAGAGUCUAGAUGAAUACCUACCUUUUACCCUGAGAGAUGGUGGGACCAGAGGAGCAGUGCUAGUGGAUCGGAGGGAGCGAGGAGCAGUACGAGGAGUAAUAAGGUCUUUGAGGUAAGAUGGUGCUGGUCCAUUCUUGGCUUGGUAGGCAAGCAUCAGUGUUUUGAAUCUGAUGCAGCUGCCAGAAGCCAGUGGAGGGAACACAGCAGUGGGGUGGUGUGGGAGAACUUAGGCAGGUUAAAAACAAGCCAUACAGCUGCAUUUUGGAUCAUUUGCAGUGGACGAAUUGCAUUCAGAGGAAGACCUGCCAGUAAAGAGUUGCAGUAGUCCAGUCUCAAAAUGACCAGAGACUGAACAAGUACUUGAGCAGCCUGUGUGGAUAGGAAUGGUCGGAUCCUUCUGAUGUUGUACAGAAGAAACCGACAUGAGCGUGUCACAUUGGCAACAUGGGAGGAAAAGGACAGUUGAUUGUCCAUGGUUACCCCAAGGUUGUGAACGGUGGCUGAAGGGGAGAUCAUAGAGUUGUUCAGAGAUAAUGCAAGAUCCCUGUCUGGGGAUGAAACACCUGGGAUAACCAGCAGUAUGCCUCGGGAUGGGUAGAAGAAGGGAAACAAUGGAACAGCAUUAGCGUAGCUGCUGUUCAUAAUAUUAGCAGUACUAGAUGAUAAAGUGCAUUUAAUCAGAUGUACUGGAGCACAAGGUUAUGGGAUGUUAGAUGUAUGCCAGGAUAAAGAGAUAAGUCUUUAGUCUACAUUUAAACUGGGAGACUGUGUCUGAGCCCCGAACACUGUCAGGAAGACUAUUCCAAAGUUUAGGAGCUAAAUACGAAAACACUCUACCCCCUUUUGUGGACUUUGAUAUUCUGGGAACUACUAGAAGUCUGGAAUUUUGUGAUCUUAAAGAGCGUGGUGGAUUGUAAUGUGUUAGAAGACUGGAGAGAUAGGUGGGAGCUAAACCAAUUAGAGCCUUGUACGUGAGUAGAGCUAAUUUAUAGUCAAUUCUAAGUUUAACAGGUAGCCAGUGCAGGGAUGAUAAUAUUGGGGUUAUAUGAUCAUAUUUUCUUGAUCUGGUAAGAACUCUGGCAGCUGCAUUCUGGACUAACUGUAGCUUGUUUAUUGAAGAUGCAGGACAAACACCUAGUAAUGCAUUACAGUAGUCCAGUCUGGAGGUCAGGAAUACAUGAACUAGUUUUUCUGCAUCAGAUACAGAUAAAAUGUUCCUAAGCUUGGCGAUAUUUCUAAGAUGGAAGAAGUUUUUGUGAUAUUGGAAAUAUGAUUUUUAAAGGACAAGUUGCUGUCUAAUAUUACACCCAGGUCUUUCACUGUAGAGCUAGUAGUAACAGUACUUCCUUCUAGGUGCAAGCUGAAUUGCGAGAGCUUCUGUGUACUGGUUUUUGGACCAAUAAGUAAUAUCUCUGUCUUAUCAGAAUUUAGUAAUAGAAGAUUAUCGGUCAUCCAAUCUCUAAUAUCUUUAACACACUCAGUUAAUCUAGACAGAUUAGAUAUUUCAUCUUGUUUUGAUGAGAUAUAUAACUGGGUAUCAUCGGCAUAACAAUGGAAACUAAUCCCAUGCCUUCUAAUGAUGUUACCCAGUGGAAGCAUGUAUACCGAGAAAAGCAGAGGUCCUAAAACUGACCCUUGUGGGACCCCGUAUUUCACUGGCACUACACUGGACAGUUCUCCAUUUAAAUCUACAAAGUGGUAUGGAUCAGACCGGUAGGAUCUAAACCAUUUUAAUGCCUGUCCCUGCAUACCCGUGUGAUUUUGUAAGUGAUCUACGAGAAUGUUAUGAUCUAUAAAUGUACAUGUGACUUACCUGAGCAGGUUUUUACUGCAUUUAAUUGACCAGUUGUCUCACGCGUUGAUUAAAGGGACAUGCGGACAGUGGAAUGUUUAUGUUGUAGCUCAGGAAAAUUCUGUUGUUUGUAUGCAGCUGUGUCCUGCAGGGGGCGCUAGAACCUUCUGGAUCAUUCUCUAUGGACAACAUGACAAAGGACGGUCAGAGACUCCAGCUCUCUGACCUGAGAGAGGAAAGCUGUAGAGAUCUGUCCUCAGUUCUCAGCUCCGUCUUCUGCAGACUGAGAGAACUGGACCUGAGUAACAAUCAGGAUUCAGGAGUGAAGCUGCUCUCUUCUGGACUGAAGGAUCCACAAUGUACACUGGAGAUACUUAGUUUGUGUUGGUGUGAUCUCUCAGAGGAAAGCUGUAGAGUUCUGUCUUCACUUCUCACUUCAAACUCGUCCAGUCUGAGAGAACUGGACCUGAGAGGCAGCAAACUGCAGGAUUCGAAAAUUAAAGAGCUCUGUGCUGGACUGAAGGAUCCACACUGUAACCUGGAGACUCUCAGGUUGUGUUGUUGUGAUCUGACAGAGGAAAGCUGUAGAGAUCUGUCGUCAGUUCUCAGCUCCAUCUCCUGCAGACUGAGAGAACUAGACCUGAGUAACAAUCAUCUGCAGGAUUUAGGAGUGAAGCUGCUCUCUGCUGGACUGCAGGAUCCACACUGUACACUGGAGACACUGAGGUCAUAUCAUCACUUCAUCACUGGUGAUAGACUUUUUAAAAAUUGUUCUUGUUUUCCUUCAGCUGCUCCUGUCCUGUCGUCUCAGGAUAGAGAGUGCACUUGGACGAGUGAGAGCACAGAGGAAAGCUGUAGAGAUCUGUCGUCAGUUCUCAGCUCCAUCUCCUGCAGACUGAGAGAACUAGACCUGAGUAACAAUCAGCUGCAGGAUUCAGGAGUGAAGCUGCUCUCUGCUGGACUGCAGGAUCCACACUGUACACUGGAGACACUGAGGUUGUAUGGUUGCUCUCUGACUGAUGAAAUCUGUAGAGAUCUGUCCUCAGUUCUCAGCUCAAACUCCAGGCUGAGAGAGCUGGAGCUGACGGAUAAUAAGCUGCAGGAUUCUGGAGUGAAGCUGCUCUGUGCUGGACUUCAGGAUCCACACUGUAAACUGGAGAUACUGAGGUUGUGUUUGUGUGAUCUCUCAGAGGAAAGCUGUAGAGAUCUGUCCUCAGUUCUCUGCUCGUCCAGGCUGAGAGAACUGACCCUGUGGGAUAAUAAGCUGCAGGAUUCAGGAGUGAAGCUGCUCUCUGCUGGACUGCAGAAUCCACACUGUACACUGGAGAUACUGGAACUGACACGCUGCAGUAUUACAGGUGAAGGCUGUGCUGCUCUGGCUUCAGCUCUGAGCUCGAACCCCUCAUCACACCUGAGAGAACUGAACCUGGACUACAAUAAACCAGGAGAAUCAGGAGUGAAGCUUCUCUCUGAUCUACUGCAGGAUCCACACUGUACACUGGAGAUGCUACAUAUGAAAUAAAGAGACACGCCUCCUGAAGAAGAACUUGAGAUGAAACACUCCUGAAUUUCUGCAAUGAAGUUUAAUUAUGAAACACGACAGUGUGCAUAAUGUGUUCAGUCUGUUAAUGUGUGUGUGUGUGUGUGUGUGUGUGUGUACAAGUGUUAUACUUUUACUUUCUUUUAUUGCUUUACAAAAGUCUAGAAAUAUAGAAGGUUUAAAAUAUAAUUUAAAGUUAUUAUUUAUCUUUAACAUUUAUCCCUAAUGAGAAGCCUGAGGUGAGGGUGGUGAGGAAAAACUCUCUGAGAUGAUCGGAGGAAGAAACCUUAAGAGGAACCAGGCUCAGACGGGGACCUCAUCCUCAUCUGGGUGACACUGGACAGGAAAUAAUGUAAAUGUAAUUAAUGUCCAUUCUACAACAGCAACCAAGAGCUCCUGAGGAACUGAUAGGUCAGGGUAGUUUCUGAGGUCAUUAUAGACUUAUCUGUAAUUCCUUCCUGCUGACCAGUGCAGCUGCAGUUCAGAGCCGGUGUGAUGGUCUCCGAGAGGCUCUGUUGAGUCCUUCAUUAAUUCUUCUAAACUUCUCUCUCAGGUUAGAUUUCAGCUUUAUCUGAUACAGGUGAGGUGUGAUAAGUGAAGGAUAUCGUGUCAAUCACAUCUGAUGAGGACAAAAUAAAAGUACGUUCCUGAGCAGUGACAGCGGGUGCUAAAAAAUUUUGGCGGGGCAAACAAACUUCAAAUAAAACAGUUAGUAAUGCUGGACAGUAACUAGCCACUGAUCAGGUGAUUCUGUAUCAUUACUGCUAAAAUAAAAUACUGAAGACGGUACUGUUAAAGCAUGCAAUAAACCUACUGAAUCAGUG